This is a messenger RNA of Parasteatoda tepidariorum (common house spider), 3988 nucleotides long. It is a transcript of the gene Grp170, whose product is annotated as hypoxia up-regulated Grp170 co-chaperone protein. The record is from RefSeq and is a predicted model, not a curated record. Gene Ontology annotation, biological process: endoplasmic reticulum unfolded protein response. Lineage: Eukaryota; Metazoa; Arthropoda; Arachnida; Araneae; Theridiidae. Gene Ontology annotation, molecular function: ATP-dependent protein folding chaperone; ATP binding. Gene Ontology annotation, cellular component: endoplasmic reticulum chaperone complex.
GUAUUUGCAGAACCACUCGAAAUAAUACACAUCAACUUGCCCAAUCCCUUGUCGCCACAUUAACCGGCAACGUGCGAACAAUCUGUAUGUUGUUAUAUUCGUAAAUAUCAUUUAAAUCGUCUCUGAAAUUUAUUCAGCUUUGUUGGCAAAAAUGAAGUUAUCUUAUAUUUUUUUCUUUACCUUCAUUCAUAUCUUCAGCAACAAUGUACAUGGAUUAGCUGUGAUGUCUGUAGAUAUUGGUAGUGAAUGGAUGAAAGUUGCUAUUGUAUCACCUGGUGUACCUAUGGAGAUUGCAUUGAAUAGGGAAUCUCAAAGGAAGACACCAGUCAUUGUAUCUUUUCGUGAUGGCGAAAGAGUAUUUGGAGAUCCUGCACUCACUAUUGGUGUUAGAUUCCCCGAUAAAGCAUUCAUGUACUUAAUGGAAGUGAUUGGAAAGACAGUAGAUAAUCCGCUUGUGGAAUUAUACAAAACAAGAUUUCCAUAUUACGAUAUAAAAGCAUCAGAAGACAGAAAAUCAGUCAUAUUUGUUCAUCCUGAUGGUAUGGAAUUUUCAGUUGAAGAACUCAUUGCCAUGGUGUUAAAACAGGCCCAAGACAUUGCACAAAAAGCAGCUGGUCAACCUAUCAAAGAUGCUGUGAUAACAGUUCCACCAUUCUUUAGUCAAGCUGAAAGAAGGGCCAUGCUUCAAGCUGCCAAACUCUCUGGCAUAAAUGUCUUACAGCUUAUCAACAGCAAUACAGCAGUUGCCUUGAAUUAUGGUGUGUUUAGAAGACGAGACUUCAAUGAGACACCCACUAAUAUAAUGUUCUAUGAUAUGGGAGCUGGAAACACAGUGGCUACCGUAGCAACCUAUCAGCUAGUUAAAUCAAAAGAAACUGGAGAAGUUAGUCCACAGUUAACAGUCAAAGGUGUCGGAUUUGAUCAAACUCUUGGGGGUCUUGAAAUGCAAUUACGAUUGAGAGAUUAUUUAGCAAAAGAGUUCAACAAGCAAAAAAAAACCCAGACAGAUGUAUUUCAAAAUAAGAGAGCUAUGGCAAAACUUUUCAAGGAAGCUGGAAGAGUUAAAAAAGUUUUAAGUGCAAACACAGAACAUAUUGCUCAGGUUGAAAGCCUACUGGACGAUAAAGAUUUCAAGCUUCCUAUUACAAGAGUUGAUUUUGAAACUUUAUGCAGCGAUCUCUUUGAAAGAGUUACAAAACCUGCUGAAGCAGCUUUGAAGUCUGCAAAUAUGGAUUUAGUUCACGUUGACCAAGUGAUUUUAUCGGGCUCUGGUGCGAGAGUUCCUAAAGUCCAGCAGCAGCUUACAGAAUACAUCCAGAAAGAAGACCUCGGAAAGAGCCUGAACACAGACGAGUCUGCAGCCCUGGGUGCCGCUUAUCAGGCUGCUCAUUUGAGCAAGGGCUUCAAGGUGAAAUCCUUCCUGAUAAAGGAUGCCAACCUUUAUCCCAUUCAAGUAGAUUUUCAAAGAGAAUAUGAGCUGGAGGACAAGACAACGGGCGUUAAGACUGUGAAGAGAAUUCUAUUUAAUCGUAACAACCCCAUUCCCGUAAAAAAGAUCAUGACAUUCAAUCGACAUGUAAAAGAUUUUGAGUUUUAUGUCAACUAUGGUGAAUUGAAUUUCUUGACUGACUUUGAAUUAAAAUCCCUUGGUUCUCUGAAUAUCUCUAAAGUCUCUCUGAAGGGUGUGGAAAAUGCAAUUUCAAAACACAUGACUGAGAAGACAGAAUACAAAGGUGUCAAAGCUCACUUCAAAAUGGAUGAAAGUGGAAUAUUGUAUUUGGAAGAGGUUGAGUCUGUGUUUGAGAAAACAGAAGAAGAGUCACCAGAAUCUAAACUAGAAUCUGCAUUCAACAAGCUAGGCAGUACAUUGGGCCGACUGUUCUCUGGUGGAUCCACUGAUGAAACAGAAGAGGAACCUAAAAAGCAGACAGAAGAAACAAAAGCAGAAGAGACCACCAACAAGACCAAGGAGGCAAAUGAGACAGAACAGUCUCAAAAUAUUAACAAGGAGAAAGAAAAGAAUGCAACAGAAUCCAAGAGCGAAGUCAAGAUUGUGAUUCUAAAAGAACCCGUCGAGUCCUCGGAGCAGCACCUCGAUCUUCCUCCUCUGGUGAAAGAGAGCAUUAAAAAAUCGGUUGGCAAACUCAAAGAUCUAGAUGAUCAUGAUCGUGCCAGAUUUGCCAAAGCGAAAGCAAAAAAUUCUUUGGAGUCUUUCAUUGUGGAAACAAGAGAUAAACUCUACAGGGAUGAGUAUGAGAAAGCUUCGACUGAAGAAGAGCGCAACAAUAUCCAGCAGAGUUUGAGCCAGGCUAGUGAUUGGCUGGAAUAUGAGUCUGAUGAUGCUGAUACAAGUGUUUUCAAGAGUAAAUUGGAAGAUUUGAAAAAGCUCACCAAGGAUUUAUUUGAAAGAAUUAAAGAACACCAUGACAGACCAGAAGCAUUAAAAGCUUUCAAUGAAAUGCUCAACAUCAGUAAAGUUUUUCUGGGCUCUGCCCGAAACAUGACAGAGGAACAGCAGAUAUUUACUGAAGUUGAAAUGAAGACUUUGGAAAGUUUAAUUGAUGAAACUGAGAAAUGGGGUAAGGAAAAUGUUGCCGAACAAAAUGCUUUGCCACUGAGUCAAACUCCAAAACUGACUGUUAAGCAGAUAGGAGAAAAAGUUGCCAACUUAGAUCGUGAAGUGAAAUAUCUUUUGAACAAAGCUAGAUUUGCACAGCCAUUAAAGAAGAAAGAGACUAAGAACAAAACUGAGUCAGAGAAAAUUAUUGAAGACACAGUUAAUGCAACAUCAGAGAAUGAAAAUUCCACAAAAAGCGUAGAGGAGGAUACACCAGUUUUGAGUGAUCCUGAUGCUGCUGAAGCUACUGUAGAAGACUCAGGAGUCGUAAUGGAAGAAGAUACAAUAACACCGUCUCCUACGACGACGAAGCCAAGCGGGUUGAAGGAUGACGAACACUCAGAGCUAUGAAAUUAGUAUUUAUUUAAUAAAUUUAUUUUAGGUGGAAAUUAAGCAAUUGCACGCAACAACAGCUACUGAUUGUGAGUGGACUGUAUUUUUAUAAAUUGGAAUAACUUGACUUUCAUUUUAAAAUGUUUAUUGUUAAUAAAAUUCUUAUCUGUUUAUACUAUUUAAGGGAAUAACUUUUUUAAAACUGGACUGUUUGUACUUAAUGUAAAUGUUGCUUGGCAGUAUUAUUAUAAUUCAUUUUAAAUAAAGAAAGAAAAAUAGUUAAUGGUCAGAUCUAAAUUUCAAUCUUAGAAUAUUUGUUUUUAAAAAGAAUUUCUUUUCUAAGUUAUACAUAUGAGUCAUAAGAAUUUUAAGUUCAUUUAAAACAUGAUCAGACUUUGUUAUAAAUGCAAUUAUACUUAAGAGUUGUAUCUAUGUAAUAUAUUAAGUGUUUAUACUCAUUUUUAUUUUGAGAAUUCAUAAUUUAUUUACUUUUUUUUAUAUUUAUUUAACAAUAGAAAUCAAAAUGGUCCUGGUGUCUUUACAUUUAUUUUUUUUAUUGUUCAUGGAGUGUCAUGUAUCUGCACACAUUCAGUUUGUAUGACUGCUAUGAUUUUUAUUUAUUAAAGUUACGAACACAGAUUUGGUUUAUCUAUAUAUUCUUAAAACUAAGAUGAUUUGACUUUUUUUCCAUGAAUAAGUAAACGAAACUAUAUUUUAAAACAGUAUUUACAUUCUUUUAAAGUUAUAUUAAAUGUAUAUUUAUUUCCUUUUUAAAACUGUUUGCCUAUUUACAAUAUUCAAGAGCUUCUGGUAUUGCAAUGUUAUCAAUGAAUUAAUUUUCAGAUAUCCAACUUGUAUAUAUAUCUGUUCUGUUGUGGUAGAUGAAUGAAAUAUCUUGAGCACUUGGGACUUUUUUUUUUUGAAGAAAAAAAAAGUGUAUCACAACAAUGUUAUUUAUUGUAUGUCAUUCCAAUAAUGUACAUUUAAUGAAUAUGUGCAUCAUAAACAUGUGUAAAUAAAAGCAACAGUGAGACCAAA